Messenger RNA from Fusarium keratoplasticum, 1290 nucleotides. RefSeq names its product Fumarylacetoacetase. Gene Ontology annotation, biological process: L-tyrosine catabolic process; homogentisate catabolic process; L-phenylalanine catabolic process. The transcript has 2 exons. Lineage: Eukaryota; Fungi; Ascomycota; Sordariomycetes; Hypocreales; Nectriaceae. Gene Ontology annotation, molecular function: fumarylacetoacetase activity. The record is from RefSeq and is a predicted model, not a curated record. Bases 1 to 1290 code for a protein of 429 amino acids.
AUGGCUUCUUGGUUGCCCAUUCCUCUGGGAAGCCACUUUUCCCUAGCAAAUAUUCCUUUCGGCAUUAUCUCAACGGUCAGCAAGCCUAUCAGAAGACCAGCUGUCGCCAUUGGCAAUCAUGUCCUCGAUCUGUCUGUCUUUGCUAGCCAAGGCGGCUUCGCGAAGCUUGUCGAUCUCCCUAAGGACAAGCUCAGCGUCUUUUCUCAGUCAACACUGAAUGACUUUGCCAGUUUGGGUAGACCCCUACACAAGGCUACUCGAAGUUAUCUACGGGAUGUUUUCCGCCAGGACACGUCUUUCCCGGAACUCCUCAAGGAUAACGAAGCCCUGAAGAAGGAGGCUUUGAUCCCACUUUCUGAAGUCGAAACGCAUCUUCCUCUCAGGAUUGGCGACUACACAGAUUUCUUCGCUGGCCGCAACCAUGCUCAAACUGUGGGCGCCUUAUUCCGAGGCCCUGCCAAUGCGCUGCAGCCAAACUACAACCACCUUCCGGUUGCCUAUCACGGACGUGCCAGCUCUGUCGUUGUGUCGGGCACUCCGCUCCACCGGCCUUGGGGCCAGGUUCUCCCAAACCCAAAGGCUACUGAGCCAGUCUUCCAGCCAUGCAACAGGCUAGAUAUCGAGUUGGAGCUCGGCAUGUUUGUGUGCAAAGGCAACGACCUAGGGGUUCCGAUUCCCGUUGACUCUGCUGAAGAGUACAUCUUUGGCUAUGUCUUGAUGAACGACUGGAGUGCCCGAGACAUUCAGCAGUGGGAGUAUGUACCUCUGGGUCCGUUCAACGCAAAGAACUUUGGCACUACCAUUAGCCCGUGGGUGGUUCUCGCAGAUGCGUUGGAACCUCACAAGACAGCUGGUCUCGUCAAUGAGGUUGACCUGCAACAAUACCUGCGCGAGAAGCGACAGGACAACAUUGUCGACAUCAACUUGGAAGUAUCUCUAACCACCGCCAAGGGUAACACAACAAGUAUUACCCGGACAAGCUCCAAGAACCUCCUGUGGUCUUGGCCUCAAAUGCUCGCCCACCAUUCAAUCUCUGGUUGCAACAUGCGUACAGGAGACCUUCUAGGCUCUGGUACUGUAUCUGGGCUAGACGCCGGAACACAGGGCAGUCUGCUUGAGCAGACUCAGGGCGGCAAGGUUGCGGUUCAGCUGGAGGGCGGCGAAGAACGAAAGUUUAUCCAGGAUGGUGACAUUAUCACUAUCAAAGGAUGGGCUGGAAAAGCCGAGGAUGGUUUGAUUGGAUUUGGUGAAUGCUCUGGUACGAUUCUAUCGGCUGUCCAACGCGGUUAG